GUGCUACCAAACUUGCUCAAGAACCCACACAAAGAGUAAUCAAGUAGCUUGCAGACUGUAUUGAUGAAUAUUUAACCAAUGGAAAUAUUAAGUCAGCAAUGCUGAAAUUCAGAUUGCAGCUGAACACCAGAAAUAAAAUACUGACAGCAACAGCCAUGGGCCUAAGCAAAGCCCUUCGGAGGAGAAAAUUCAAUGAAUACAGGAACUCAUUAUACAAUGACAAAUGGAGGAAGCAUUAAUAGUUCAACACAUUUACUGGACCUCUUGGAUGAACCCAUUCCUGGAGUUGGAACAUACGAUGACUUCCACACCAUUGACUGGGUGCGAGAGAAGUGCAAAGACAGAGAAAGGCACAGACGGAUUAACAGCAAGAAGAAAGAAUCCGCCUGGGAGAUGACAAAAAGUUUGUAUGAUGCAUGGUCAGGAUGGCUAGUAGUCACACUAACUGGUUUGGCAUCAGGGGCAUUGGCAGGGUUGAUAGACAUUGCUGCUGAUUGGAUGACUGACUUAAAGGAAGGCAUUUGCCUUAGUGCUUUGUGGUUUAACCAUGAACAGUGUUGUUGGGGAUCAAAUGAGACAACAUUUGAAGAGAGAGACAAAUGUCCACAGUGGAAAACAUGGGCGGAACUAAUAAUUGGUCAAGCAGAAGGUCCAGGUUCAUACAUUAUGAACUACAUUAUGUACAUUUUCUGGGCCUUGAGCUUUGCCUUCCUAGCAGUUUCUCUGGUGAAAGUGUUUGCUCCCUAUGCCUGCGGCUCUGGGAUUCCAGAGAUUAAAACUAUUUUGAGUGGCUUCAUCAUCCGAGGUUACUUGGGCAAAUGGACCUUGAUGAUAAAAACCAUCACUUUAGUCUUGGCUGUAGCAUCAGGUUUGAGUUUAGGAAAGGAGGGUCCUCUGGUACAUGUUGCCUGUUGCUGUGGGAAUAUUUUUUCCUACCUCUUUCCAAAGUACAGUACAAAUGAAGCUAAAAAAAGGGAGGUGUUAUCAGCUGCUUCAGCAGCAGGAGUAUCAGUAGCCUUUGGUGCCCCAAUUGGUGGCGUCCUUUUUAGUUUGGAGGAGGUCAGUUAUUAUUUCCCACUGAAAACUUUAUGGAGGUCCUUUUUUGCUGCUUUAGUGGCUGCAUUCGUUUUGAGGUCCAUCAAUCCUUUUGGUAACAGCCGUCUUGUCCUUUUUUAUGUGGAAUACCACACCCCUUGGUACCUUUUUGAACUGUUUCCAUUCAUUCUUCUGGGGGUGUUUGGCGGGCUGUGGGGAGCAUUUUUCAUCCGUGCAAACAUCGCCUGGUGUCGCCGACGCAAAUCAACAAAAUUUGGGAAAUAUCCUGUCCUGGAGGUCAUCAUUGUUGCAGCAAUUACAGCUGUCAUUGCCUUUCCUAAUCCAUACACAAGGCUCAACACCAGUGAGCUUAUUAAAGAGCUCUUUACAGACUGUGGGCCAUUAGAAUCUUCCUCUCUUUGUGACUACAGAAAUGACAUGAAUGCCAGUAAAAUAGUAGAUAUUCCUGAUCGUCCAGCAGGCACUGGAGUUUAUUCAGCUAUAUGGCAGCUGUGUUUAGCACUUAUAUUUAAAAUAAUUAUGACAGUCUUCACCUUUGGUAUCAAGGUUCCAUCAGGUUUGUUCAUACCUAGUAUGGCAAUUGGAGCAAUAGCAGGAAGGAUUGUGGGAAUUGCAGUGGAGCAGUUGGCUUAUUAUCACCAUGACUGGUUUAUCUUCAAGGAGUGGUGUGAAGUUGGAGCUGACUGUAUCACGCCGGGCCUAUAUGCCAUGGUUGGUGCUGCUGCAUGCUUAGGUGGUGUGACAAGGAUGACUGUCUCCCUAGUGGUCAUUGUAUUUGAGCUCACAGGUGGGCUGGAGUACAUUGUACCUCUCAUGGCUGCAGUAAUGACCAGUAAGUGGGUGGGUGACGCCUUUGGUAGGGAAGGCAUCUAUGAAGCACACAUCCGGCUGAAUGGCUAUCCUUUCUUGGAUGCUAAAGAAGAAUUCACUCACACAACACUGGCUGCUGACGUUAUGAGACCUCGAAGAAGUGAUCCACCCUUGGCAGUGCUGACACAGGAUAACAUGACGGUGGAAGAUAUAGAAAACCUGAUCAAUGAAACCAGCUAUAAUGGUUUUCCUGUUAUAAUGUCAAAAGAGUCUCAGAGACUAGUGGGAUUUGCUUUAAGGAGAGACUUAACUAUUGCAAUAGAAAGUGCUAGAAAGAAGCAGGAAGGUAUUGUUGGCAGUUCCAGAGUCUGUUUUGCCCAGCAUACUCCAUCACUUCCAGCAGAAAGUCCUCGGCCUUUGAAACUUAGAAGCAUUCUUGAUAUGAGCCCGUUCACCGUGACAGAUCACACACCAAUGGAGAUAGUGGUGGAUAUUUUCCGCAAGCUGGGUCUGAGGCAAUGCCUUGUAACACACAAUGGGAUUGUCUUGGGGAUCAUCACAAAGAAGAACAUAUUAGAGCAUCUCGAGCAACUAAAGCAGCACGUCGAACCCUUGGCGCCUCCUUGGCAUUAUAACAAAAAAAGAUAUCCUCCGUCAUAUGGCCCAGACGGCAAACCAAGACCCCGCGUCAAUAAUGUUCAACUGAACCCCAUAGCUGAGGAGAGAGAGGAAACUGAAGAGGAGGUUCAUUUGUUGAACAGUACAACGCUUUAGCCUGAGGGAUUCUUCUGUGGUUGGAAAUGAGAGCUGGAUUUUUGCAUAACAGUGCUGUUAGCAUUCAAGAGUUGGUCUGGGGGAGUGUGGAGAGGAGGAAGAGUGAUUUCCUCACUGUAACACGGGGAGAGUGAACCUCUGCUAUCCUGCACUGGAUGCGUUCCAUGAUGACAGAUCUGCCAUGAUAGUGCAGUGCGAAAGCUGGAUCAGAAGACCGAAUUCUCCAACCCCUAGCCUAGUAUUGAAGAGCUGCAUUGUUAGUCCCUGUUUCCAGAGGGAUCACUUGAAUUGAGCCAUCUUUUGAAGACUGCAAGGUCUUGCCCUUUUUACCAUUGAAAACUGUUGUGUUAACUCAUGAAAUAUAUAGUUAUUAUACAUCACCUUUCUACAUUCCAGAAGAGCUUUUAUUUCUCUCUCUCUCUCUCCCUCUCUCUCUCCUGAGCCGUAACAAAGCCUCUUUAAAAUUGGUGUGCCCUUCGGAAGCAGUAGUUUCUCAUAUUGAGAUGUACUGUGACUUACCAAGGUUUGAUCACAAGAAGGGAGUUGUUUUGUGCCAUUAAACGUAGUUUGUACAUCAUGAAAUGCUUGGGGCAGUAUGGAUCUGCUUCAGCAAAAGCAGAAUGAACAGGUAAUACCUUGUAUGAAGCAUGUGUAAAUUUUGCAAUCUUAGGUGCUGCGAUUUCAGAAAAAUUAAAAAUAGAUGAAACUCGA
Terrapene triunguis (Three-toed box turtle) is the source of this 3351-nucleotide messenger RNA. RefSeq names its product chloride voltage-gated channel 3 (gene CLCN3). Bases 193 to 2640 code for a protein of 815 amino acids. Gene Ontology annotation, cellular component: Golgi apparatus; synaptic vesicle; membrane. Gene Ontology annotation, biological process: transmembrane transport; chloride transport. NCBI's taxonomy places the organism in Eukaryota, Metazoa, Chordata, Testudines, Emydidae. The transcript is spliced from 13 exons. The record is from RefSeq and is a predicted model, not a curated record. Gene Ontology annotation, molecular function: voltage-gated chloride channel activity.